Messenger RNA from Ruditapes philippinarum (Manila clam), 2704 nucleotides. RefSeq lists its product as uncharacterized. The coding region runs from base 58 to 1620 and encodes 520 amino acids. Lineage: Eukaryota; Metazoa; Mollusca; Bivalvia; Venerida; Veneridae. The record is from RefSeq and is a predicted model, not a curated record. The transcript has 2 exons. Gene Ontology annotation, molecular function: zinc ion binding.
GAAACUUCCGCGUUCCAAAGUUCAAUCAAUACGUUGCUUGUUGGUUAGAAGGUAUAAAUGGAGGUCCCCGGGAAACUUGGUCAUGAAGACUCUACAUUACUAUGUCUUCCGUGUGAUAGAGAUGGUUUGAAGGAAACAGUUUAUGGUUUUUGCCAGGAUUGCCAGGAGCACCUAUGUGAAACAUGCUUCAAACAUCACCGACGUGCACGUCCAUUAAGAAAUCAUGUCCUCAUUGACAAAGAGUCCAUGCCAAAGACGCCGGCAAUCGCACCUACAACAUCGGACGAUACGGCGGGUCAUUGCGAGAAACACCUUGAUAAACCAUUAGAAUUCUAUUGUAGAGAUCACAAACUAGUGGCUUGUUAUGUUUGUGUGACUCUGGAACACAAACAGUGUGAUGUGGACUAUAUUCCUGAUGUUUCUGGAAACAUGUCUGAAGAGAUGACUGAUAUAUUAGAACAAAUGGAAUCGUUGAUUACAAAAUGUAAAUCGGAUGUAGAAUAUGUAAGCAAAGCUGCGCAAAAUCUAGAUCUGAGUCAUGCGAAAGUUGUUGAAGAUAUCAAAGUUUUCAGGAAAGAAAUAAAUGAAUGUUUGGAUAGAAUGGAAACCCAGAUAUUAAAAGAAACUGACACAACUGUAAAAAAUGCGAAAUGUAAACAGGAAACCGUAUUAAAUGCUUGCUUAGAGAUAACUGAAGAACUUGAAUGUUCACAUUCGUUGUUAAUUGCAUUAAGAGAAGAAAACAAGCAAAACAAGCUUUUCAUUGAGAUGAAAAACGCCGAAAAACGUCUGUCGAUAUUGACAGAUAAGGAAGUGCAAGUAUCAGAUGCAAAUGAAACAAUCAAAUGUAUCCAAUUUACAAGGAACACGAGCCUCUUAGAUCGACUGAAGAAUGAGAAUGAAUUUGGAAAAUUGUUAACAUGUGUACAACCGUCUUCAGAUAAAACAUUAAAUUUACAAUAUGAUGAUACACUAAACGUGAAGUAUAAAUCCGAUAAGAAAGAAUGUAACAUCACCGGUAUAGCUAUGAUUGCUCCUAUGAAAAUUAUUGUUGCUGACAAUUACAACAACAGUAUCAAAAUGAUUGAUGUUGAGACAAAAUCAGUUAUAACAGAGACAAUUUUGUCUUCUCAACCAAAUGAUGUUAUAACUAUUCCAGGAAAUAAACUAGCUGUGACUUUAACAAAUGAAAAAUGUAUUCAGUUAUUGUCUCAUACUGAAGCAGAACUUUCAUUAGAUCGACGUAUAGCUGUAGGAGAAUAUUGCAAUGGUGUAGCUUAUUGCCAGAAUAAGUAUGUUGUCUCUUGCUGGGCAUCAAAGAAAAUAAUUAUAAUCAAUCAUGAAGGUGAUAUUCUCAAUGACCGUGGUUCUCUUGCUAGGUUUUAUGGACCAGUCCGAGUUUCCGUCAGCAAUGAUGAAAAGUUCCUAUAUAUUUCAGAUACGGAUUCCGAAAACAAUGGCAAGGUUGUGCAAAUUGAUUGGGAAGGAAAUGUUAAGAGCAUUUCUAACGACUCGGAAUGUAAAGUUCCUUUUGGUCUUCAAAUGUUAGAAGAUGACACGGCACUUGUGUGUUACGGAGACAGUAACACUAUUCUGAGACUGUCAAGCAGCUUAAAAUGAUGUGACAUUAUUGGACUAGAGGUAGCAAAUAUUUAUAGCCCAACAGCUGUAUCAUACUUUGACAGAGAACAAAAACUGUACGUAAGUUGUUCAUCAAUGAAAGGAAAAUGGAAGGCUGAUAUUGUUAAAAUAUUCAAUGUGUAUUGGACCUAGGCGUCACAAAAACUAUUGACGUCAUUGAAUAAACUCUUACAGAAAUUGUGUGUACCUUUCAUAAACGGAUAAUAUAUGACAUUAAUUAAGACGUUUAAGAAUCGUAUAAUUUUCAAUGUUGACAUUCUUCACAUAUAAAGAAAAUAUACAUUGCAACAGUUUCGAAUUUUAACAAUCUUGUAACGUUGAUAUGAACAUGUUACACAAUUAUCAGAUACAUGUUUGAGCAACAGUAAGAAUGUUUUAAAAUUGGUUGUGAAGGGAAUUGCAUGAACGUUUUUGAAGAAACAGGAUCUUUAUGUUUAUGGUACUAUAUGAUCUAUAACUGAUACCUGUGUGUUUCAAAGGCAGCGAUACUUCUUGAAACCGCCUGGCAGCUUAAACAGAUAUGGUAUUAUUAGACUAGGGAAAGCUAUCAUCCAUAAGCUGUAACAUUCUUUGAGGAAUAAAUGAAUGCUAGUAUUGUUAAAAGCGGCUGCAACUAAAAUAUAUAUCCGAAAUUUAGUUUUUCUUUCAUUUCUUCUUUCUGCUUAAAAAAGUAGAAAAAAACUAUUCCCGACCCGUACAUAUAAUUUUCGAUCAGCACGACAUUUUUGUUGUUUGUUUGCAUGUUCGUGGGGAUUUAAGUUAUUUUCUUUGACCUUUUUCUGAUUAGGUGGUCACUGUACUCCUACUUGAAUACUAUUGAAUUGCCCUUAGGAUAUGUUGUAUUUUGUCUUUUGACGUCUUUUCUGUGAUAUGCAGGCUUUUCAACCUCUGUUCCCCUUUCAAAAUUUCAUUUUGUUGAGAAAUAGCUUUUAACAAUGCAAAUAAAGUCCGGUACAGAGCUAAUAAUAUAAUGAAGAUUGGAUAUAGAUGAUUAGUAAUAUAAUUUUUUUUUUAAUUAAUUAUUAUUUUAAACCAAAUCUAUGAGAUAAUCAUGUAAAUCCAA